Molecule: messenger RNA, 861 nt
Organism: Closterium sp. Naga37s-1
Lineage: Eukaryota; Viridiplantae; Streptophyta; Zygnematophyceae; Desmidiales; Closteriaceae
Source: the annotation of a GenBank genome assembly
AUGGACUCUUCGUGGCCCGGUUCUCAGCUUCACCAGAGAAUAGACGGUUUGGAAUCUCGAGAGAAACAGCGACUGAGGUUCAGAAGACCUGAGGAAAGGCCCGAGACACCUGAAAGUCGGCUGGAGACACCUGAGAAUCGGCCUGAGACACCUGAGAGUCGACCUGGGAAUGGCGGCGGCGACGGCAGGGGGAAGCAGCGCGACGGCAAGAAAGUGCGCAUGGUGCAAUACCCCUACAAGCCGCUGCUGCCACGCGAUGGGUUCAGCUGGGUCAAGUACGGUCAGAAGAAACUCACCACGGGCGACAACAUGAUGAGGCUCUACUUCCAGUGUGGCCUGCGCACGUCCCACGCCUGUCCUGCACGGCGCACCGUGGACCUCAGUUGCUGCGACCCCUCCGCUCCUCUGCUGCUCAACUACCACUGCACGCACAACCACCCGCCUCACUACCACGCCGCUGCUGCCACUACCACUACCUCUCCUGGGACGCUGCCCAAAGGCCCCUCAGUCAAAGACCGCGCAACUGUAACGAAGGAUUCUGCAGCUGUGACUGCUGGUGGUGCUGCUACUGCGGCUGCUGUGGAUUGUGUUAACAGCAGCCCGGCGAGCAAGCGGGCGGCUGUCAAGGAGGACGCAACGGCGGCAAAGGCUGGUUCCCCUGCCUCCUCUCCGUCAUGCCUGCCAGCCCGGGUUUCCAGUCCAGUCAGCUGCGGCACGUGGGGGGCUCCGUCCGUGCCUUCACUCUCCACACCCUCCCGCCCCGGCUCGAAUGCGUCUUCUUCCGCUGGCGCUGCUGGUGCAGUCAGCACUGGAGGAACGAGGGCUUCUGGGGGCAGGAGAAUCUGGAUCUGUUCCGGCUGA